AUGUCCGUACUCCAUUCAUCGCUUGAGGUGGAGCUGUACAACCUCUGCCUCGUGGAAAGCUCGUGGAAGGGACGUCACGAUGUUGCUAACCGGAAUGGGGACAUUUACAACAGCUCCUUUUAUUGCACUCUGACGCUCAUGACCUAUCGACUUAAUUAUCAUAAAUGGAAGGCGAGGACUAUUCCGGAGUACCGAAAUCCUGAACGGGUUCGGGACGCCGCAGCGCGUACUAUUCGGCGAGAAGACACCGAGGAGCGGCGACAAGAGCAGGUGCAAAAUACUGCUGACCAUGCCACUCGGAGGAACAAUCCCGAAUUUCGAAUUUCAGAGCGGAUUCGGGACGCCGCAGCACGAGCUGCUCAUCGCGAGGACCCAGAGGAACGUGCAAGGGAACAGGAAAGGAACACUGGAGAGCACCGACAGCGACGAAGGGAUAUGGAAGACAGGCAGCGAGAACGGGAAAGGGACGCCGAUAACAGGAGAGCAACCAGGAGAAAUCCCAUCGCUAGAUCACAGGAGCAACGGAUAAACACAUCACAACGCCGGGAAACACGACAACAGCGGAGGAUUCGGGAAGAACAAAUUCGGCAAAUGGCAGAGGAUCGAUUAUUAAACUUUAGGAUGGACUCACAAAAUCGACUGGAUGCCUCCCAAAGGCAGUCGCAAAGAAACAUGGACGCAAGAGCUCAACUUUCGGAGGAUGAACUGGCACGGGAACGAGGACAACAGCGAAAUAGGAUUCGAUCAUCAGCGAGGGAUCUGUACCACAGGAACAUUAAGGAAGGCCCAACGGCUAUUUGUAUUUGCUGUGGAGGAACAUGGUUCCGUUCGCAGUUGGAAGGAAUUUGUUUAGCAGAUUUCGCAGCUUGGUACAGAUUUGUCAAGCGGAUUGCACGAUCUGCCGCUAAUCAUAGGGAAGACUAUGAUGAAGCAAAUGAUGUGGAGGUAGAUGACGAAGAUGAAGUUGCUGAGCAAAGUUAUCCACUGAUGGAUGGGUCUGGUUGCGUUAAGAAACGUAGGCAUCCCCUGAUUCUAAGGUGGGUUCGCUUUAGCAUAAACUCUUCACCUUGCGAUUAUUUCCGAGAGCAUUUAAUGCUCUUCUAUCCUUGGCGAAAUGAAGAAGCUGAACUUCUUUCCAACGACAUUGAAAACACAUUCCGAGUAAACCAUGAAGCCAUUAAGAUAAUGAAAAGGAACUAUGAUGUGUUUGAUGAUAUGGAGUUAGAAAGAGUUCUGGAAGAUUUGCAAGAGGAUAGGGGAGAUAAUGCUCCUGAUGCGGAAGAACCUGCCUCACAAUUUUUAGACGAAGAGUUUAGAGCUUUGGCUGUACCAAAUAUAGAGCGGAACUACCGAAAUCCUGAACGGGUUCGGGACGCCGCAGCGCGUACUAUUCGGCGAGAAGACACCGAGGAGCGGCGACAAGAGCAGGUGCAAAAUACUGCUGACCAUGCCACUCGGAGGAACAAUCCCGAAUUUCGAAUUUCAGAGCGGAUUCGGGACGCCGCAGCACGAGCUGCUCAUCGCGAGGACCCAGAGGAACGUGCAAGGGAACAGGAAAGGAACACUGGAGAGCACCGACAGCGACGAAGGGAUAUGGAAGACAGGCAGCGAGAACGGGAAAGGGACGCCGAUAACAGGAGAGCAACCAGGAGAAAUCCCAUCGCUAGAUCACAGGAGCAACGGAUUCGGGAAGAACAAAUUCGGCAAAUGGCAGAGGAUCGAUUAUUAAACUUUAGGAUGGACUCACAAAAUCGACUGGAUGCCUCCCAAAGGCAGUCGCAAAGAAACAUGGACGCAAGAGCUCAACUUUCGGAGGAUGAACUGGCACGGGAACGAGGACAACAGCGAAAUAGGAUUCGAUCAUCAGCGAGGGAUCUGUACCACAGGAACAUUAAGGAAGGCCCAACGGCUAUUUGUAUUUGCUGUGGAGGAACAUGGUUCCGUUCGCAGUUGGAAGGAAUUUGUUUAGCAGAUUUCGCAGCUUGGUACAGAUUUGUCAAGCGGAUUGCACGAUCUGCCGCUAAUCAUAGGGAAGACUAUGAUGAAGCAAAUGAUGUGGAGGUAGAUGACGAAGAUGAAGUUGCUGAGCAAAGUUAUCCACUGAUGGAUGGGUCUGGUUGCGUUAAGAAACGUAGGCAUCCCCUGAUUCUAAGGUGGGUUCGCUUUAGCAUAAACUCUUCACCUUGCGAUUAUUUCCGAGAGCAUUUAAUGCUCUUCUAUCCUUGGCGAAAUGAAGAAGCUGAACUUCUUUCCAACGACAUUGAAAACACAUUCCGAGUAAACCAUGAAGCCAUUAAGAUAAUGAAAAGGAACUAUGAUGUGUUUGAUGAUAUGGAGUUAGAAAGAGUUCUGGAAGAUUUGCAAGAGGAUAGGGGAGAUAAUGCUCCUGAUGCGGAAGAACCUGCCUCACAAUUUUUAGACGAAGAGUUUAGAGCUUUGGCUGUACCAAAUAUAGAGCGGAACUACCGAAAUCCUGAACGGGUUCGGGACGCCGCAGCGCGUACUAUUCGGCGAGAAGACACCGAGGAGCGGCGACAAGAGCAGGUGCAAAAUACUGCUGACCAUGCCACUCGGAGGAACAAUCCCGAAUUUCGAAUUUCAGAGCGGAUUCGGGACGCCGCAGCACGAGCUGCUCAUCGCGAGGACCCAGAGGAACGUGCAAGGGAACAGGAAAGGAACACUGGAGAGCACCGACAGCGACGAAGGGAUAUGGAAGACAGGCAGCGAGAACGGGAAAGGGACGCCGAUAACAGGAGAGCAACCAGGAGAAAUCCCAUCGCUAGAUCACAGGAGCAACGGAUAAACACAUCACAACGCCGGGAAACACGACAACAGCGGAGGAUUCGGGAAGAACAAAUUCGGCAAAUGGCAGAGGAUCGAUUAUUAAACUUUAGGAUGGACUCACAAAAUCGACUGGAUGCCUCCCAAAGGCAGUCGCAAAGAAACAUGGACGCAAGAGCUCAACUUUCGGAGGAUGAACUGGCACGGGAACGAGGACAACAGCGAAAUAGGAUUCGAUCAUCAGCGAGGGAUCUGUACCACAGAAACAUUAAGGAAGGCCCAACGGCUAUUUGUAUUUGCUGUGGAGGAACAUGGUUCCGUUCGCAGUUGGAAGGAAUUUGUUUAGCAGAUUUCGCAGCUUGGUACAGAUUUGUCAAGCGGAUUGCACGAUCUGCCGCUAAUCAUAGGGAAGACUAUGAUGAAGCAAAUGAUGUGGAGGUAGAUGACGAAGAUGAAGUUGCUGAGCAAAGUUAUCCACUGAUGGAUGGGUCUGGUUGCGUUAAGAAACGUAGGCAUCCCCUGAUUCUAAGGUGGGUUCGCUUUAGCAUAAACUCUUCACCUUGCGAUUAUUUCCGAGAGCAUUUAAUGCUCUUCUAUCCUUGGCGAAAUGAAGAAGCUGAACUUCUUUCCAACGACAUUGAAAACACAUUCCGAGUAAACCAUGAAGCCAUUAAGAUAAUGAAAAGGAACUAUGAUGUGUUUGAUGAUAUGGAGUUAGAAAGAGUUCUGGAAGAUUUGCAAGAGGAUAGGGGAGAUAAUGCUCCUGAUGCGGAAGAACCUGCCUCACAAUUUUUAGACGAAGAGUUUAGAGCUUUGGCUGUACCAAAUAUAGAGCGGAACUACCGAAAUCCUGAACGGGUUCGGGACGCCGCAGCGCGUACUAUUCGGCGAGAAGACACCGAGGAGCGGCGACAAGAGCAGGUGCAAAAUACUGCUGACCAUGCCACUCGGAGGAACAAUCCCGAAUUUCGAAUUUCAGAGCGGAUUCGGGACGCCGCAGCACGAGCUGCUCAUCGCGAGGACCCAGAGGAACGUGCAAGGGAACAGGAAAGGAACACUGGAGAGCACCGACAGCGACGAAGGGAUAUGGAAGACAGGCAGCGAGAACGGGAAAGGGACGCCGAUAACAGGAGAGCAACCAGGAGAAAUCCCAUCGCUAGAUCACAGGAGCAACGGAUAAACACAUCACAACGCCGGGAAACACGACAACAGCGGAGGAUUCGGGAAGAACAAAUUCGGCAAAUGGCAGAGGAUCGAUUAUUAAACUUUAGGAUGGACUCACAAAAUCGACUGGAUGCCUCCCAAAGGCAGUCGCAAAGAAACAUGGACGCAAGAGCUCAACUUUCGGAGGAUGAACUGGCACGGGAACGAGGACAACAGCGAAAUAGGAUUCGAUCAUCAGCGAGGGAUCUGUACCACAGAAACAUUAAGGAAGGCCCAACGGCUAUUUGUAUUUGCUGUGGAGGAACAUGGUUCCGUUCGCAGUACCGAAAUCCUGAACGGGUUCGGGACGCCGCAGCGCGUACUAUUCGGCGAGAAGACACCGAGGAGCGGCGACAAGAGCAGGUGCAAAAUACUGCUGACCAUGCCACUCGGAGGAACAAUCCCGAAUUUCGAAUUUCAGAGCGGAUUCGGGACGCCGCAGCACGAGCUGCUCAUCGCGAGGACCCAGAGGAACGUGCAAGGGAACAGGAAAGGAACACUGGAGAGCACCGACAGCGACGAAGGGAUAUGGAAGACAGGCAGCGAGAACGGGAAAGGGACGCCGAUAACAGGAGAGCAACCAGGAGAAAUCCCAUCGCUAGAUCACAGGAGCAACGGAUAAACACAUCACAACGCCGGGAAACACGACAACAGCGGAGGAUUCGGGAAGAACAAAUUCGGCAAAUGGCAGAGGAUCGAUUAUUAAACUUUAGGAUGGACUCACAAAAUCGACUGGAUGCCUCCCAAAGGCAGUCGCAAAGAAACAUGGACGCAAGAGCUCAACUUUCGGAGGAUGAACUGGCACGGGAACGAGGACAACAGCGAAAUAGGAUUCGAUCAUCAGCGAGGGAUCUGUACCACAGGAACAUUAAGGAAGGCCCAACGGCUAUUUGUAUUUGCUGUGGAGGAACAUGGUUCCGUUCGCAGUUGGAAGGAAUUUGUUUAGCAGAUUUCGCAGCUUGGUACAGAUUUGUCAAGCGGAUUGCACGAUCUGCCGCUAAUCAUAGGGAAGACUAUGAUGAAGCAAAUGAUGUGGAGGUAGAUGACGAAGAUGAAGUUGCUGAGCAAAGUUAUCCACUGAUGGAUGGGUCUGGUUGCGUUAAGAAACGUAGGCAUCCCCUGAUUCUAAGGUGGGUUCGCUUUAGCAUAAACUCUUCACCUUGCGAUUAUUUCCGAGAGCAUUUAAUGCUCUUCUAUCCUUGGCGAAAUGAAGAAGCUGAACUUCUUUCCAACGACAUUGAAAACACAUUCCGAGUAAACCAUGAAGCCAUUAAGAUAAUGAAAAGGAACUAUGAUGUGUUUGAUGAUAUGGAGUUAGAAAGAGUUCUGGAAGAUUUGCAAGAGGAUAGGGAGAUAAUGCUCCUGAUGCGGAAGAACCUGCCUCACAAUUUUUAG
This is a messenger RNA of Drosophila rhopaloa, 5379 nucleotides long. RefSeq names its product trichohyalin-like. Gene Ontology annotation, cellular component: axoneme; intraciliary transport particle B; centrosome. Gene Ontology annotation, molecular function: microtubule binding. NCBI's taxonomy places the organism in Eukaryota, Metazoa, Arthropoda, Insecta, Diptera, Drosophilidae. Gene Ontology annotation, biological process: regulation of microtubule cytoskeleton organization; cilium assembly; intraciliary transport. The record is from RefSeq and is a predicted model, not a curated record. The coding region runs from base 1 to 5379 and encodes 1792 amino acids. The transcript has 10 exons.